Molecule: messenger RNA, 1845 nt
Organism: Cladocopium goreaui
Lineage: Eukaryota; Dinophyceae; Suessiales; Symbiodiniaceae
Source: the annotation of a GenBank genome assembly
AUGCUUUCGUAUCGAACAUACAACUCCGAGGAGCAUCGACACCGCGUCCUGAUAGAUAGCAAAUGGUACCGCUGCCGUCAAGGACAUGAACUACGCACUCUUGGUUUACCAUAUUUGGGCGUCACUUGCAGCCUUUGCGGUCGGGUUUUGCCUCCCGGAAGUUGCCUUCACAGCUGUCCCCUUUGUCAAUGGGAUGCCUGUACCGAUUGUCUUCAACGACCCGACAGUGCAAGGAGUUUCCAACUACUUCCAGAUUGUCCCAUUUGCCAAGAGCCAAUGGAGUGGAGUGACUACAAAGGAGGUUACUACACCAAUGGUUGGGCUUGCAACAACAACUGUGGAUCAAGGCGUGUGAACUGCGGCUUGUGGAGAUGGUUCUGCCUGAAAUGUGGUGCGGACAUUUGUGACCGCUGUCAUCGGCACAAGGCGCAGCGAGAUCGGGAGCGAGAGAGCCCGCGCGGUUGGGAGAUCGGUGUCCAAUUCGUGGAACUUUGCAAAGACCAUCAGUGGGAAAAAGCAAAGAAAAUCCUGUCCGAACGACCGAACUUGGUCAACAUUGAGAUCGAAGGACGUUGGUCGGCGCUCCACUAUGCUGCACGAGCUGGACAUCCUCAGAUGGUGCAGUUCUUAUUGGACCUCAGUGCCGACGCCACCAGCUUCGCUGGGGAUGGCAAGACGCCUUUGGAGGUUGCGAAAACGCACGAGAUCCGAAGCUUACUGAUGCGCUCUUCAUUCUUGCAGCCAGCACUCACCAUCUUUCAGCAUUACGACGCCAGCGGCACUGGUUGUAUCGAUGGCAUGGAGUUGGGAUGGGUGAUGAAGUCCAUACAGCCACAUCUCACGGAUGCGGAACUGCAGGAACUCUUUGCAAGCUGCGACACAAAUCACAACGGAGAAGUCGACUUCAUCGAGUUCGUCAUGUGGUUGUUUGCUGGUGGCGGCAAGGCCUAUGCGCAGGACAUCUUGGCCAGUGCGAAGCAACUUGCAAGUGGUUCCAGUGGCGUUGGACAACAAGCGCUGCUACUGAAAGCUGUGCUAUCGACUCGGGCUGGUCUGGACGCGCAUGUCUAUACGUAUCCAGACUUCGCGUCGAUGCCAAAGAUGGCCCACCAUCCACCACGGGAUGAAAAGUUGCAGACCUGUGCAGAGUACGUGCAGCAGCUGCUGUCUUGGAUUCCAGGCCUUCCGAUGGUGGAGGAGACUCUGCAGGAGGUGCAGCGCAUCGCUGACAUUCGGAACGACUCCUCCCAUGGAGCAGAGAUCCAGAACCCUGAGAUGGUUUGCGCCAUUGUGAUGUGGACCUUUGACCCUGUUCUCAUCACAGCGGACCAGGUUUACACCAAGGAGCAGACCUUCCAACACAUGAUCAACAAAAUCGUGGACAAACGCGAUGCUGAAUUCUUCUACGCUGCCAGGGGGUUCUUCUACUACUUCAUGACAGCCCUUGAUAAACUUCCACCAGCAACUGGUGUGGUCUAUCAAGGCAUUCCGCGCAAGGACAUCACGGCGGCACGGGAGGCCUUGGUGGAAGGUACCACAGUGACAUGGCGUUCCUUCACCACAGCCCUUCAGCUCUGGGGAAGCAUGGUGGUUUAUGAGCGUGGUUUGAUCCUGCAGAUCACUCUCUUGGCUCCAGAGUUGCGCUCCAAGGGUCUGCGAUUCGAAUCAAAGGGUCGAGACAUCAGCAAACUUUCAGCAUUUUCCGGGUCAAGCGAAGUGCUCCUCAUGCCCAACAUCCGCAUGCGCGUGGGUCCAGAGGUGCAAAAGAAGGGCAUGACGGUCAUCGAACUUACGGAGUUGGAAGAGGAUACUGCCACUACUUUGAAUGCUGAAGACUUUGACUAA